Messenger RNA from Adineta steineri, 3414 nucleotides. NCBI's taxonomy places the organism in Eukaryota, Metazoa, Rotifera, Eurotatoria, Adinetida, Adinetidae. The record is from the annotation of a GenBank genome assembly.
AUGGUAUUGAACUUUCUAAAAAAGUUUGAUUAUUGGGGAGGCGUAGGUGGUGUGGAUGGUUAUAUCACUGCUGUCAAACAACUCGGAUCAGACUAUACGAAGUUAGAAAGUGAUGGCUGUUCAAAAUUGGAUAGUAUAUGGGGCCGAUUGGCAGAAUUCACUAAACUAGAUAACAAGAGUACGUAUGAUGCCCGAAAAUGGUUGUACACAGCAUGGAACGAUGAUAGACGAGAAGUCAAAACAACUUUUUUAAAUACACAAGUUACCACUGUUUUAUCAAAUCAUUCAAACCAAUCACCUAACAAUAUUGCAAUUGUAAAUAAUAUGAACAUCGAUACGGUGCCUAAAAAUGUGUCUUUGUUAACGAUACAGUCUACUGUACCAAAAUCAAUGAGACCGAAGAAUAAUAAAAUUCCGCGUUAUGUACAUUAUUUCACAAUGAACUAUGAUCAAUGGAAAUUAUUCUUUGAUCAUAAAAUAGGUGAUGUCUAUGAUGGUUGGGGAGAUAAAAUUACUCCUCACUUAGUUGAACUUCGCAUUCCAUGCGCUAUAAACUUCAGAUACCACCAUAGUCGACUGAUAGAUUCACGUAAACAUAAUAGUACAUUAUUUAAUGCAAAAGGCUAUUGUACAGCUGAGCUAUGUCCUGUAAAGAUCGAUAUUGGAAUAGUACAUGAACCAAAACAAAAAGGUGCACCUACUUUAUUUAAAGUAGUAGUAAUUGGAGAAAAAAAUCAUGAUCCGAAACAAAAACCAUUUAGUCGUCAAAUAACAGGAGAAAUUCGAGAAGCGAUGGCAAAAGAAAUUAAAAAAAAUGGAGGGUUGCGUGUUUAUGAACGUAACUUAAGACAUGCUAAUGAAGAUUUGUUAAAAGAAGGAAAUUUUAGUGAAGUUCCUUCCCAAGAUGUAUUAAAGACAAUCAAACAACAAUAUGAUAAAAAAUUUCGUUAUGAUGAAGAUUGUUUUAAAGAUUUACGUAUAUUUGCAUAUGUUACUCGAUAUGAAGAUAUUGAUUCUGAAGAUGUGAAAGGAUUUGUACAAGCUGAUGCUCAAUGGCCGUUCACUGUUUAUUUUUUCACUGAAAUUCAACUUGAUCGAUUUGUUUAUUAUUGUCGAAGUGAAAAAUACUCGUGCUUGCAUAUUGAUGCUACGGGUUCUGUUGUGCGCAAAUUAAAAGAUCAAAAAGAUGUAUUUUUCUAUUGUAUGGUAUUUCGACAUGAAGAUUCCUCAAUUUUACAGCUUAGUGGAGCUCUUUUAACUGAUCAUACAGCCGCUUCUAUUACAUCAUAUUUUCUAUCUGUCAGAAGUAAAUUAGCAUUACGAAGCAAAGUUACACGUCCGGCCUUCGUUAUCAUUGAUUUUUCUGCUGCAUUAAUUAAUAGUGUACUCGCUUCUUUCAACGUCGAAAACAUACAUACAUAUUUACGACGAUGCUAUAAUACAAUCAAUCGUGUAUAUAAUACUAAACAAUUACGCAAUAUAACAUUCUUACGAUUAUGUUGCUCUCAUGCAAUGAAAGCAUUUUCACGUAGUUUAUUCAAGAUCAAUGUGUCAAAAGAUACCCAUCAUAAUUUAAUGACAUUUUUCGCUGUACUAUUAAACUCUACGAAUUUUGAUGGUGCAUUUGAUCUUUAUAAACAUAUUAUUCAAAUUUACGGAAAUCCAUAUUGUGACACACCAUAUACCGCGCUUGCUUCACUUUUGAAUAAAUCUGAAUCACCUGAAUUCGAUAUUGAACCAUAUUUAGAAGAAAGUAAUGUUCAAAAUGAUAAAGAUCUUACACAAGAUUUCUUAGAUGAAACAGAUAUUACAACAGAUCCAAUUAUUCGUCAAUCACCGUUUAACAUAAAAGCGUGUACCGACAUUCCGGCUUUACGUAGAAUAUUAGAGAAGAAAAAACUUGAUGAUGAACCACGUAAUCAACUUUAUUCAAAACAAAUUAUUCAUGUACUACAUAAAUGGUUCGCUUACAUUCCGCUUUGGUCUAAUAUAAUGACUAAUUUCUUUGAAAGAUACGCAAAAGAUAAGACACCUAUUUCAACAAAUAAAUUGGAAUUUGGACACGAGAAUCGUACUACUUCUCGACCCACUGAAUUUUUGAUGCCAGUGCAUAAGCAUAUUCUCGCUCGUAUGAAAGGUGAUCAGUUUAGUGUAGCUCAAACAUCCCAUGGUCGAAAGAAGAAGCGAGAUAAAAUGGACGAUUUAAAUGUAAAAGAUAUGUGGAAAUGCCGACCUCAAACAAACUCAAAAACUAAUAAACAUGGAGCAUAUUUUAAUGAAAAAGUUAGUGAAAUGGUUGCAUGUAAAAUUUCUGAUCCAGAUUCAGAUUCAGAUGAAUCAAUGAAUUCUAUUUAUGAACCUUCGAUUCAAUAUUCUGUUUUAUCAUCACACAUGCCGAUUACAACCAACACAAAUGAUUGUAAUUAUGUAAUAGAUCCAUCAUUCCCACUACCAAUUAUUGUUGAUGAAUCACCGAUGACACCUUCUAUUUCUCUUGGCAAUGUCUUUUUCACUGUAUCAGAUGGUAUUGAACCGCAUUUAGCUCAAGUAUUUUGUCCGAAACGUUCACAUUCUUCAUCGAAUAGCAGCUGCUCCAUUUCUAUCGAGAAAACAUCAAAGCAGUUGUGUGAGAAAAAAAUCAAGCCAUCAUCAUCACCACAUACAAUUGAAAAUCGAAAUUUUCAGUCUAGUAAAGAUAAUCGAACAACUACAAUCAGUAGUCUUAAGCUCACAUGGCCUUCCUAUGGAAUUGAAAAUGCAACAUAUGCUGGUGAACACUAUUUUAUAUUUCAUACCUGUACGGUUGAUACAGGCUUAUUUAUUUUGUAUCACGCGUACAAAACCCAGUCUGAUGACUUUCGUAAUCUUUUCUUAUCUGAUACACUUAGUAUUUAUAAAAUUAUUCAUCGUACAUUUCAACUUGUUGAUACAAAUGGAUGGACUACAGCUCGUUUGUAUUGGCUUACUGAAAAUAAUAUUCUCACAGAUAAACGUUCAGAUGGAAAAUAUGACCUAAUGAAUACUAUGGAAGCAAUUAUCUUUCAAUUCAUUAAAGUUAUGCAAGCAUUUCCUAUCAAGUCUAAAUGUACAUGUGUUGUCUGUCCAAAACGAACUUGUGAACAGAUAAAUGUAGACAUUACAUUACCUGAUCGAGAACAUGCAUGCCGAAAAAGCCUGGGUCGCCGUAAACCUCGAAACUAUCCAGCAGAAUAUUCACUUGAUAAUAAAUUUCCAGUAGUGGAUGUAGAAACAAAUGUUAAACGGACAGAAAAACAUUACAUAUGUGAAGCUGCUCGAUUAGUAGACAAAGCAAAAUUUUUAUAUAGAGCACCAUUUGUUAUUAUUGAUGUCGGCAAAGAUUCUACAGUCAUGACAGAAUUACCAGAUCCACUUUAUAUUGGUGAAUACACGUAA